AUGGCUGUUCCGCAGGACGCAGAAGAAUCUGUAUGCCCCGAACGUUUUCGAAGUCAGCUGAGAGAGUCGUCGUUCACGAUUCCGGAUAUAUCAACAAAAAUCUUCAAGGAAGAAUGCACAUUUUGCUUUCGUACUCCUUUUCAUCAAGGUGGUCUAUUUAUAUGCUUGAGGACCUAUGCUUGUUUUUGUUUUACUCAUGUUGGGAUCUAUGCUGAACAAUCUCGAAACACCUUGUUCCUUCAUAUUUGUAGUAAAAAGGUUAACCCUGAGUCUGAAGAGGAGUCGGACGGCGAACCAAAGGAUAAAAUAACUCGUCUGGCAAUUGGUGUAGAGAGCGGCUUUGAUGCUAAUAAGACGCAGGUCGUUGAUACAUUCUCUCUAGUUUUAUUUCCUCAUAUAAAUGCAAAAUGCCCGAUUGAUGAGAAACUUGGAGCAGAUCUCUAUGGUAUCUGCCAGUACGUCAUUACGGCGACCAGUGCAGAACGAAUAGCUCUACUACAGAAUUCGAGCAAUGCAUGGGAUGGAGAGAUUCCUGCGAGCGGUUGGGCUUGUGAAGCGGAAGGAUGUUCACUGACAGAAAAUCUUUGGCUGAAUUUGACGGAUGGUGCUAUAAGGUGUGGUCGCAGUCAAUUUGUUGCCGACGGUCAGAUCUGCAAAGGAAAUAAUCAUAUGAAACAGUAUUAUGACGCCACUGGUUUCCCGUUGGUAGUGAAGUUAGGUACGAUUUCAAGUGAAGGGACUGCCGAUGUUUUUAGUUAUGACGAAGACGAUGCUGUCAUUGAUCCUAACUUGGACAAGCAUUUAGCACAUUUUGGCAUUGAUAUGAGAAGUAUGAAAAAGACGGAGAAGAGUACACUAGAAUUAGAGUUAGAUAUGAAUCAGAAGUGGUUGAAAACCCCUAGGUGGGAGUGGGCGAAAUGCCAAGAAGAUGGUGCUAGUCUCGAAAGUAUUUUUGGACCUGGUUACACCGGGCUGAUCAACAUAGGGUCGAGCUGCUACAUGAAUUCAGUAUGGUACCAUCUAAUACGUUGUUUCUAUGCAUUUAGCUCUUCAGUUCACCUCGAUUUCAAUGCUCAGGUGGCUAAACUGUUUUCGGCUAUGGCGAGCGGCGAUUACUCGGUUGAGAAUGGCACUAUGAAUGGGAUCAAGCCGUCGCAGUUCAAACGCGUAGUUUCUGGUACUCACCCCGAAUUUUCUUCCAGCCGACAGCAAGAUGCGGAAGAAUACGUCAGGUUUUUACUGGAUAAAAUAUCAUCAAACACACCAGUAGGAGUUCAUGAUCCUACUUUAUCGUUAAGGUUUAAAAUAGAAAGUCGAUUUGAGGACAUUGCAUCAGCCAUGGUUAGAUACACGGAUCGGGAGGAGACUGUACUUGCUGUUCCUAUACCAAAGGACGCCAUUAGAACAACGGUAGAGGACAAUGCGCGAUCUUCUGUUGCUUUAACAGAUUGCCUUCGUGCUCUUUUCCAACCUGAUGUUAUCGAGGACUUCGUAAGUCCAAUCACUAAUGAGAAGAAAGGAGCUCGAACUACCAUUCGGUUUAAAACAUUUCCAAACUUCCUAUUCCUCCAAGCUCAGAGAUUCACUAUGUCGCCAGACUUCACGGUAAAGAAGCUCGAUGUUGAUCUGCAGGUUCCUGACGAGUUAGAUCUCUCUGGUUUACGUGGUAUUGGUAAGAAGGAGAAUGAGACACUUCUACCCGAUGAUGCCUCUGCAGUUUUAGUUCCUGCUUUGCCUGAGUAUGACAAGACCAUCGCGCAGCAGUUAGAAGCGAUGGGUUUCACUCGAAAUGCAUCCAUUAAAGCUGCGAUAGAAACAGGUAAAAAUGGGGGAGUUGAAGCUGCCGCCGAAUGGGUCAUGCUUCGCCUUGACGACCCUUCACUCAAUGAUCCUCCUGCUCCUAUUGCCUGGGCAGGUCGUUCUGUCCCUGCAGUACUUGAUCACAUGGAAGGACUAGACGAGCUGGUUGCCUUUGGUUUUACUCCUUAUCAAGCUCGUUAUGCUCUUAGUCGUAACACUGAUGCAAAUGCUGCCGCAGAAUGGCUUUUUGUUCAUGCUGAUGAGGUACCACCAGAAUGCGGCGCCGCGGUUCCGGGUGAGAACACAACUCCUCUAGCAGCAUCUCCAUCUCGUGAAUUUAGUGAUGGUGUUGGCAAGUAUCGCCUUGUGGCGUUUAUUAGCCACAUGGGAAGCAGUCCUCAUUCUGGACACUAUGUAGCACAUGUGAAAAAGGACGACAGAUGGAUUCUUUUCAAUGAUGAGAAAGUGGCCAUCUCACAAAAUCCACCUCGACAGCUAGCCUAUUUGUAUUUAUUCCAGAGAGCUUAA
Molecule: messenger RNA, 2328 nt
Organism: Angiostrongylus costaricensis
Lineage: Eukaryota; Metazoa; Nematoda; Chromadorea; Rhabditida; Metastrongylidae
Source: the annotation of a GenBank genome assembly